UUGGAGAGUGGAUGGGUAGCUGGUGGCGCGAUAGCAACAAGAGUACUACCUCCAUUGAGUCCCCUCCGUCUAAUCAAGAGCGGCCAUCUUCUCCAGGGGGUGAAGAUACAGAACAAGGCUCUACGGCCAAGAAAGAGCCUCAGAAACGCAAAACUCUCAACCCAUUUACGAUGCCAUCAUGGAUGACCUCUCAAAAGCCCGAUAGCACGAUCGCAACCGCUUCAUCUCCUGAUCGAAGACGGCCUCCGCGUAAAUUGUCUGUAGCCAUUGGCCCCUUCAUCGCUUCAGAUGGCUCCCCAACUUCCAGUCGAAUCCAACCUACCCCUACUUCUGCUUUGAUGCCUACCAUUGCCCCUCAAAUUUCAACCCCACCAGAUGGGACCCCCAUUCCCUCCAGUCGCGUGUCUGUAAUCACAAAGGCAACCAAAGAAGAACAUCCUACCUUGCCGUCAGGUCCACAUCCCAGUCACAUCCGAGCAAUAUCGUAUGCAACCCGGGUUAUGAGCUCGGACCCACAUAGCAUUAUGGUAGACGGUGGCGUAUCUCCUUUCAUCGCACAGCUCGGACAUGCCCUUGUCUUUAAUCUCAAAGAGGAUACGUCUUUUACCCUUCGUGAGGGUCGUGGUGGGGCCAGGUCGUUCAAGGAAAAGACACCGCCUGUCCCGGUCGCCUCAGACGUACCGUUGCCCGCAUCAGCCGUUGUUCAUAUGGAGGCCACUGAGACUCGAGCAACCCUCGUCUCUAAUCUCAGUAAAACAUUGAACAAGAAGUCGUCCCGCUAG
This is a messenger RNA of Acaulospora colombiana, 782 nucleotides long. NCBI's taxonomy places the organism in Eukaryota, Fungi, Glomeromycota, Glomeromycetes, Diversisporales, Acaulosporaceae. The record is from the annotation of a GenBank genome assembly.